Molecule: messenger RNA, 384 nt
Organism: Verticillium dahliae VdLs.17
Lineage: Eukaryota; Fungi; Ascomycota; Sordariomycetes; Glomerellales; Plectosphaerellaceae
Exons: 3
Coding region: 1-384 (127 amino acids)
Molecular function (GO): protein binding
Source: RefSeq, a predicted model, not a curated record
AUGACCCUCAUCACAACACCACCCAAAGAUCCAAGCACCCCGCCGAAUGACAGCGAAAACAGAACCCCCCCUCCCCCGCCGCCGACGCUGCCAACCCUGCCGCCGGAGCUCCAGUCGCUCAUCACAGCCCACCUCUCCUACCCCGACGCCCUCUCGCUGAAGCACACGAACCGCCACUUCUUCCAGACGACGGACACGGGUGUCCGCCUCAAGGUCGCCUGGCUCCUCGAGCGCCGCGCCCAGCGCCUCGCGUGCCCCUCGUGCGGCCGCGGCUGCGACCUCGCCAGCGACCUGCGCUUCUGCCGCGGCGGCGUCGCGCGCGUCAUUCGUCGCCGGCGCAUGCACGGCGAGUGCGAGAGCCGGGCCGGGCUCGGGUGGACUUGA